Messenger RNA from Conger conger (European conger), 1011 nucleotides. Its product is annotated as G-protein coupled receptor 15-like. Gene Ontology annotation, molecular function: G protein-coupled receptor activity. Lineage: Eukaryota; Metazoa; Chordata; Actinopteri; Anguilliformes; Congridae. Bases 1 to 1011 code for a protein of 336 amino acids. The record is from RefSeq and is a predicted model, not a curated record. Gene Ontology annotation, cellular component: membrane. Gene Ontology annotation, biological process: positive regulation of Rho protein signal transduction; phospholipase C-activating G protein-coupled receptor signaling pathway. The transcript has 2 exons.
AUGCAGACUGAGGAACUGGGUCUUCUGCCUGAGUCAGAAAAAGGAAACCCCCCAACCUGCAUCCUGUUGGAGCCCCAUCUCCUGCCACCAUCUCCCCCCAUGGAGGUCUUCAACUUCAACUCCUCCAUCCUUGACAUCCAAAAGCUGUCAAAUAGCAGCGUUGAGCAAUCCCGUGGAAAUACAGUGUACGAGCGGUGUAAGGACAUGCCUGCUGCCCUGAUCUUUUAUGUGACCCUGCAGUUGAUCAACAUGUUCCUGGGGGUCCCUGCUAACCUAAUGGUGCUGUGGCUCCUGCACAAGAACAAGGGGGACUCCUCCACCUCCGACAUCUUCAUCCUCCACCUGGCCAUCCUGGAUACCUUCUUCUGCCUCCUCCCACCCCUGGAGCUGGCCAACAUCUUCUACCCUGCCGUCAGGGGCACCUGGUAUGUACUACGCUUCUCCUACGCGGUGAAAGACUGUUCUCUGCUCUUCCUCUCCUGCAUCUGUCUGGACCGCUACAUGGCCGUCCUGCACCCCAUCACCUUCACCGAGCUGAAGGACCGAAGCCACCGCACAGUGUGCGUUGCUGUGGUGUGGCUGGUCACACUGGCCUACGCGGCAGCCAAGUCUGUCGGCAAAAUCCCCAACAUCGAGAAGGCCUUCACUGUCAUGAUCCUGACAUCUUUUACCAUCAUGCUGAUCUGCAAUGUGGCCAUCCUGAGAGCUCUUCGCCAGUCAGGGCCCGGCCGUGAUGAGAUGCACCCCGUCAAGAAGAGGGCCUUCAAGAUGGUGCUCAUCAUCCUGGCCCUCAUCGUCUUCAACUACUUCCCACCUGUAGCGCUUGUCCCCUUUCAGGACCAGUUCUCCCGCGGUGUGUACUACUGCUACAUUACCUAUGUGGCCUUUGGCUUCAUGGACAUCAGCAGCAGCAUUCAGCCUGUUCUCUACCUCUCCCGGGAGAAGAUUCCCCAGGUCCUUAGUUGCUGUCGUAAGGAUGGAGGCUCAGGAGACUCCACUGAUCCCAGCUGA